Molecule: messenger RNA, 489 nt
Organism: Alternaria viburni
Lineage: Eukaryota; Fungi; Ascomycota; Dothideomycetes; Pleosporales; Pleosporaceae
Exons: 2
Coding region: 1-489 (162 amino acids)
Source: RefSeq, a predicted model, not a curated record
AUGUGGGCAGACAAGGAUCAUUUAUCAUAUACGCUCAAAUCUAUAUACGAUAAAGAAGCGGUGGAGCUCAAGCGGUUGCGAGACAAAGAGAUGGCGGGAUUGCAUUCUAAGAGAGAUGCUGCAUGGAAGAUCGAGGCCAAGAUACGGUCGGAGGCGAAGGAACGUGAAGAGGCUAUGAGGCGCGUUGAGUCUAAGAAACGCGAAGAAGCGAAGGAAUACGAAGAAGCAAAGCAACGCGAAGAUGCGAGAAAGCGGACAGUGCUCGCGCACGCCAAGGCCACCUGGGACCGCAUGUUUGCUCCUGGGCGCGAAGAUGCCAAGAUCCAAAUGGACAGAAAUGUUUGGGAGAAGGUUCGACCCGCAUCUUCUGGGUUGAUGUUGACGUCGUUAUCCAAGCUGCGACUUCGAACAAUGUACAUCCUGCACGUCGGUAUCCAUAUUGCUUGUCUUGCAUGGAAGAGAGCAGUAUCGGUUGAUGCAGGUGUAUAG